Molecule: messenger RNA, 2131 nt
Organism: Diuraphis noxia (Russian wheat aphid)
Lineage: Eukaryota; Metazoa; Arthropoda; Insecta; Hemiptera; Aphididae
Source: RefSeq, a predicted model, not a curated record
GUACCUAUAUAAAAACGUCGAGCUCCGCGUCCUCCGACCACAGAUGAUAAUAUGUAGCCGCGUCGCGUCCCACCACUGCGGCCGAUCCGAUCGCUGGAUCUCUCCUAAGUGUCCCAAGUGUUUUUGCGUGCUCGCGUUUAUGGUACCUUUCCCGGGUACCUGGCCGUCGAUGUCGCCGCCGCCGCCACCACCAACCACCGCCGUUCAUCCCCUCGCAUGAAAUAUAAUAUUAUAUACUAUUGUUACACAAACACCACGUUUCGUUUUACCCGCGCUAAGCCACCCACCCCAGCCGAUCGGAACCAGACGUCCAUACAUCCGCUACUGUUAUACGACAUAAUAUACGACCAGUGGUUCACAACCUAUAUAUUAUUAUUAUUAUAUAUGCGUCGGAUCUGCUGGAAAAAAGAUCAAGAUGUUAACCAUAUCAAGUUUUUGCGAUAUUUUGAUGGUGAAAGUGGUUGGAGACCCUGAUUGGAGGCAGAGAUUUAUCGUGCUCAGCAACAGUACACUUUGGAUUUAUGGAGAUGAUCAAGAUCCCCGAAGGACAAAAAUCCACGCAGUGAGAGACUUGGCAGUAUGUCGAAGAAUUUGUGACGGAAGUCACCUAGUUUUGCAUAUAAAAAACAUUGCUAAAUUGGAUUGGUUUAAGAUUAAGUUCAACACAGAGAAACAACUAAUCGCUUGGAAGAAACGUUUGCGACAAGUUAAAGAAGCUUGGAAUGAGGAGACUUAUUUUCAAUACCUUAAUCAAAAAUCUCAACUCAGAUCUCCAUAUGAACCAUUGACUAGGAUAAAUCAACAGGUGCCCAGUAAUAAACUAUCAAAGCCUUCACGCAUGCCAUUUUCUAGGAGCCGUUCACUGCAAGAGAUAAUAAGUUGGGAAAAAUUACCCAUGACACUUAUUCAAGUAAACAGGGAAAUGCGUUGCGGAGUAAAUGAUAUAGACGCAAUUUUAGUCAGAGUUCGAUUAUCAAUCUUGGAAAACGAAAUGGCUUACAAUAGAGAAAUGGACAAAAUGUUGGUUGCUUUUAAAAAACGAGCACUGUGGCCUGAUUAUUUUCUGAUGGAUGACAAAUCGUUAAUUGAACAAACGCUAUCCAAACUGAAGGAGAGUUCAGACACUCUGUUGCACGAUGUCGAAGACAUGUGGCCAGACGCUCCUAGGGUAUUACAGAGUUUGGACGAUCUAGCUGAUUUAUUAACUAAACACUUGAAGUCAGUGGCGAGGACCCGAAUGAUUACCUAUUGUCAUCUUCUACGGGAUUUUAGGCCUUUCUUGCGCAAUAAUUUAGAAAGCGUGGACGAUAUAUACGCGGAUGUGUAUAGCGAACAUUUCUAUAUGGAACGAGCACUUCUGCCGAUAUUCCGAGUGUACAAGCUAAAAGGCAUAUCUAAGAAGCUAGCGGUCAUGCUAGCCACCGAGAAGGACGCCAAUAGCGCACGUUGGAACAGCCUGUUUGACCUAUGUCAGGAAACGCUGACCGAGACGUAUGGCGAGCUGUCUAGACUGUUCGGCGACUACUAUGCGCUGAGCGUGACGCAGUUGUUCGCGUUCAGCGACAAACACGCGGCGUUCGAGCGCAACGGCAACAUGAGUCUGUUCGAGAAGUUUGAAUUGGCCAGGGAGGUGAGCGAGAUAUGCGACUCAGUGGUACCGCUCAUCAAGGUUGUAAUCGUCGAGGGCGGCAAGCGCGGUGACGGCACCGCUGCGGCCGUGUCGGAUGACGUGGUGGCGGCUGUGGAGGCCGCGGCGGCCGGUCACCAGCGAAGAUUUAGCGCUGACUGUUGGGAAGAUCGCGGCAAUGACGAGCGYCGGAUGCGGGACAGGGCUGUCCGACCACCCGAAGAAAUUACGUGCAAAAAUCCGUUCGGMACCAUCAUGGAAUACGACGUGGACAGAAAGGCGUCGUGCCGGAAGAAUUGCGGCGUCCGCGGCGGCGACAACAAUAACGUUAAAAACAAGCAGAGGAAGACCACAGCGCCAGCAGCAGCUUCCGGAAAGUGCAUCGAACUCAAGGUGUACUCGCGAUCGGUGAAUUAUUUCCACGAACAGAUCGACGAACAAGCGGUCGUCUGCAGCGGGUUUGUCGCGAAGCGCAUGUCGACUGCCGCCUCACUGCCCUACUGA